GGGAUUCUUUGGAGGUGGGUGGGCGGCAUCAAAAGUAUUAGAUUAAAAGCCCCGCCUUCAAACAAUGCAAUGCUCUAUUCUUUUUUAAGUCUAGGAAGAAAGGACGGUUUUAGAGAGGAACUACAGCUCCCAGCAUGCCUUUCUUCCGCCAACUAUCGUGUGUGAGGCCCACAGUUCCCAGCAUGCUCCACAAUGGAGAGCUGGGGGGGGGAGAAACUACACUUCCCAGAGUGCCCUGGGAGUCACAGUCUAAAGUGGGGCAAAAUGGCUCCCGUGGAGCACGUCGUGGCUGAUGCUGGAGCUUUCCUGCGUGGAGCCCCGCUUCAGGACAUUGGCAAGAACAUCUACACAAUCCGAGAGGUGGUGACUGAGAUCCGAGACAAGGAGACCCGCAGGCGGUUGGCAGUGCUGCCCUAUGAGCUCCACUUCAAGCAGCCUUUUCCUGAAUAUGUAAGGCUUGUGACGGAGUUUUCCAAGAAGACAGGUGACUACCCCAGUCUUUCAGCCACAGACAUCCAAGUCCUGGCCUUGACCUACCAGCUGGAAGCAGAAAAUGUUGGUGUGGCUCACUUGAAGAAAGAGCCAGAGCAGAAGGUAAAACUCAGCUCAACAAAGCAGCACCCUGAGACACCUGUUCACGUUGCUGGCUUCCAUCUACCUUCCAAGACCAAGUGCGCAGGAGGUGAGAAGAAUCCUUCCGUAGUGGGAAGCAGAAACUCUGCAGACUCCACAGGCCCUGAAACCUCUGAGUUUGGUUCCUUCCUGUUCUGGAGGAACCCUCUGCCCAGCAUCGAGGAGGACCUACAGGACUUGCUGAAAGCGGAUGCUGUUGUUAUUGUGCCGGAGGACCCCAAAGGCAACAAGAGUAGUGGUGAGGAGGAGGAGCAGAGUGGAGAGGACAGUGAUGACGAGGAAGGCUGGAUCACGCCUAGCAACAUCAAGCAGAUCCAACAGGGCAUGGGCCAGGCUGAUGAGCCAGCUGGUGUGCAGGUUGGCUGUGUCACCACCGACUUUGCCAUGCAGAACAUUCUGCUGCAGAUGGGCCUGCAUGUGUUGGCAGUCAAUGGCAUGCUGAUCCGGCACACCCGGAGCUACGUCCUGCGCUGCCAUGGCUGCUUCAAAACCACAUCAGAAAUGACCCGGCUCUUCUGCCCCCACUGCGGAAACAAGACACUUAAGAAGGUGGCAGUGAGUGUGGACGAUGAUGGCACCAUCCACAUGCAUUUUUCCCGGAAUCCCAAGGUCUUGAACCCCCGUGGCCUCCGGUACUCUCUCCCAGCUCCUCAGGGUGGGAAACACGCAAACAAUCCCCACCUGACAGAGGACCAGCACUUCCCCCAGCAACGGCUCUCUCGCAAGGCCAGGCAGAAGACAAACGUCUUUGACCCCGAUUAUAUUGCAGGAGUUUCUCCAUUUGCGGAAAACGACAUCUACAGCCGGGCGGCCAAUCUACAGAUCCGGGAUACGGCGCUGGGUGCAGGCAGGAGGCGUCUGAACCCCAACACAGCCUCCAAAAAAUUUGUGAAAAAGAGAUGAGGUGGGGAGAGAUGCAACCACCCACCUGUCCCACUUGUCAAUGAAGGGAAGACAAGUCUUUUGUUUCCUACAGCUUGUGUGAAGGCAGGACUUUGCCCCUUGGCGCUACUUCCUGACUGCUUCCAAGGCAACAGACACUAGUGUGAAUAAACGGCAAGCAGCAGGAAGGUGGGAGGCAGACUGACAAAGUGAUCUGGAAAGUGAGAGUGGCCCUCGUGUGGCAGAAUCCAUGUGCUGCGCUCAGGUCUUGGGUGCAUUCUAAUGCAAAAGACUCAGCAGCGGUGGCUGCAUGUUUUGUUUUGUUUUUUAAUAAACCAGGGUGUCUGCA
Podarcis raffonei (Aeolian wall lizard) is the source of this 1864-nucleotide messenger RNA. It is a transcript of the gene NOB1, whose product is annotated as NIN1 (RPN12) binding protein 1 homolog. Gene Ontology annotation, cellular component: preribosome, small subunit precursor. Lineage: Eukaryota; Metazoa; Chordata; Lepidosauria; Squamata; Lacertidae. The transcript is spliced from 9 exons. Bases 193 to 1536 code for a protein of 447 amino acids. The record is from RefSeq and is a predicted model, not a curated record. Gene Ontology annotation, biological process: maturation of SSU-rRNA; ribosomal small subunit biogenesis. Gene Ontology annotation, molecular function: RNA endonuclease activity.